Molecule: messenger RNA, 2088 nt
Organism: Colletotrichum lupini
Lineage: Eukaryota; Fungi; Ascomycota; Sordariomycetes; Glomerellales; Glomerellaceae
Exons: 6
Coding region: 1-2088 (695 amino acids)
Source: RefSeq, a predicted model, not a curated record
AUGCCUUUGAAGAACAUGAGCUAUUUCUUCAUGACAUUUCAGCCAACAUCGAGCGACUCCACCCCCAGUCGGUUAAUCACGCCCCGAGACCAAACUCUUGACGCCUUUCGAAAGGCAGUAUCACGAGACUGCUUCAUCUGCUCAAAGUUAUGGAAUUUGAAGUCGACAAAGAAUAUUAUAAGGGCCAACUCCACCAGAUCAGAACUUACGAUUCAGGUUGAUCCCUUCAUCUGGUAUGGUCGCCCACUCGUCAAUGCCCAAAUUCAGCCCUCGACGUUAGAUACACAGCACCAGCUAACAUUAUUGAUAGAGAGCGAAUACUCGGAACUCUUCUCGUUCGACAACAUUGACGAAAGUACUGGCUCCUCAGAGACUCUAGACUUAGCUCAUUCUUGGUUUCAGGCGUGUCUCCAAGGUCAUGAUCAGUGCAAGCGCCUACCGACCUUGGCCGUCAACUGGCUGCCAACUCGCCUUGUCGACAUAGGUUCCGAGGGAGAGACAAACUGGAGACUUGUUAUUACAUCAGAAGACUCAGAACUGAAGCACUGUCAACCGCCCCCUCAGUAUAUGACCUUGAGCUACCGAUGGGGCACUGAAGCUCAAAAGGUGCUUUUGUCAUCGCACAACUUGGAAUUGCUGCGUCAUGGGAGUCUCAUUGUGCAAUUACCACAAACAUUUCAGGACUUGGUUAUAGUCGCACAUCGUCUCGACAUUCGGUAUGUCUGGGUAGACUGUCUAUGCAUCAUACAAGACUCGCGGAGUGAUUGGGAAAAGGAAGCGCUUACGAUGAGAGAUGUAUACACCAAUGCAUCUUGCAACAUUGCAGCGUCUGCUUCGAGCAGCCCUGCUGGUGGGCUAUUCCGAUCUCGUGUCGCAAAGGACAUCCGGCCGGGCAUUGUAAUGUCAAAGCUUGCUUCCCAAGAACCCAGGGAAUUUUACAUGUUUGAUAAAGGGUAUUGGGACCGCCACCUUUUGCAAGGUGCUCUGCACACUAGAGGAUGGGUGUUCCAGGAACGGUUUUUAUCACCGCGACAAGUCUACUUCACAAGAAGCCAAAUCAUGUGGGAAUGCUUGGAGGAACACAAAUGCGAGGGGUUUCCACGAGGAGUUCCACUCCAUAAAUCCUCGAAGAGUAUCAGACGCCUCCUUUCAUCGCGAGAAAACGACAAUGAGGCCAAAGUUGAAGGCCUCAUGACCUUUGAUGCGUUGGGGCUUUGGACUGAUAUUGUCGCCACCUACUCUAAUUGCCAAUUCAGCUUCAAAGAGGAUAAGCUUUACGCACUAGGAGGCAUUGCCAAGGUCUUUCAGAAAGUUACAGGCGACACGUAUCUAGCCGGCUUGUGGCGCUCACGUCUUCUCCAUCAGCUAGAUUGGUAUACACUAAUGCCACAGCCGAGGAUCACGAGCAGAUAUAGAGCUCCAUCUUGGUCAUGGGUAUCUGUUGAUGGGCCAGUACAGCCAUCACACCCUGCUAAAGGAUAUAACUUCCUGGCAGAGGUGAUGGACGCAAAUGUUACAGCGACGAGCGAGGGAGGUGACUUGGUCAAUGUGAUUGGUGGUAGCAUAACACUGCGAGCGAAGGUCCCCAAAGAUAAGGCCUUACCUCCAUUUACGACAUGGCCUCACCUUGAUGCAAUUGAUGACAAUCUGAAAAGGAGCGGUCGCACAUCACUACUUCCCUUAAGAAAUCAGGAAGUCAAAUGGCAGGAUCUUGAAAGGAACCGGUCUGGUAAUACAAGCGACGUUACUUGCCUCCUCCUGAAUAAAGUUGACGGUUCCAGAAACACUUCCUGGAGCCAUCUUGGUAUUACCUGUGUCGCUGUCUUCGAGAAAAAAUCCAUGAAUACAAAGCAGAGCCAGCCCAUGCCACAUUUUUACAAAUUAUAUCUGAAGCAACAAGAUGGCAUAAUAUCUAGUAUGAAACCAUCCUACAACAUGCUCUCAGUCGUUAGCCGUUUUCUCCACAACUCGGUGUCCGUAAGCCAGAUGUUCUCGCCUGAUGGCAUCCAAUACACUAUUUUGUUCCCAUGCAAGAGGUCGAAAGGCCAUUAUAGAUGUACCGCUGCCGUCUCUGAGCACAUUGCAUAG